This is a messenger RNA of Anopheles bellator, 2951 nucleotides long. It is a transcript of the gene Pp2A-29B, whose product is annotated as serine/threonine-protein phosphatase PP2A 65 kDa regulatory subunit. Bases 258 to 2042 code for a protein of 594 amino acids. The transcript has 5 exons. The record is from RefSeq and is a predicted model, not a curated record. Gene Ontology annotation, molecular function: protein phosphatase regulator activity; protein binding. Gene Ontology annotation, cellular component: cytoplasm; protein phosphatase type 2A complex. Lineage: Eukaryota; Metazoa; Arthropoda; Insecta; Diptera; Culicidae. Gene Ontology annotation, biological process: protein dephosphorylation.
GAACUAUUGCUAGAAAGGUUGUUCGGCUGGCUGUGCGUGAAAAGACGACUCAAAACGCAUUUAAUUGAAAACUGUGCACGAUAAAAGGUACCCACGUCGCACCAGUGAAAGGCACGUGAACGCCAAAGAGAGUGCAGAAUCGGCAAAUUGCGUAAAGUAAGCGACCAACGGAGCCUCGCAUCAUCGUCUCACCAGGUUUUCACGGCUUGCUGUCAUCGCCGAUAUCCAAUACCCAGCAAAGGAGAGGAGAGUAAAACAUGGCUGCCAGCACGAGCGGUGAUAAAGCUGCGGAUGAUUCACUGUAUCCCAUCGCCGUUUUGAUCGAUGAGCUGAAGAAUGAAGAUAUUCAGCUGCGGCUGAACUCGAUUAAGAAGCUAUCGACCAUUGCCCUAGCCCUGGGUGAGGAGCGCACCCGCAACGAACUGAUCCCCUUCCUGACGGAGUCCAUCUACGACGAGGAUGAGGUCCUGCUGGCGUUGGCCGAACAGUUGGGCAACUUCAUUCCCCUGGUCGGGGGCCCGGAGUUUGCGAUGUAUCUCAUUCCGCCACUCGAAUCGUUGGCCACGGUCGAGGAGACGGUCGUGCGCGAGAAAGCCGUCGAAUCGCUGCGCACCGUUGCCGGCCAGCACAGUGCCCAGGAUCUGGAAGUACACCUAGUACCGACGCUCCAGCGCUUAGUAACCGGCGAUUGGUUCACCUCUCGUACGUCCGCUUGCGGCCUGUUCUCCGUCUGCUAUCCACGUGUUUCGGCCGCCGUCAAAGCGGAACUUCGCAACAACUUCCGCACGCUGUGCCAGGACGAGACCCCCAUGGUGCGAAGGGCGGCUGCCGGCAAGCUGGGCGAGUUUGCCAAGGUCGUCGAGGUUGAGUACCUCAAAUCCGACCUGAUCCCCAUGUUCGUAACGAUGGCCCAGGACGAGCAGGAUUCGGUACGUCUGCUGGCGGUUGAGGCGUGCGUCAGCAUUGCGCAAUUGUUGCCCCAGGAUGAAGUAGAAGUGAACGUGAUGCCAACACUGCGACAGUGUGUGAACGACAACUCGUGGCGCGUACGGUACAUGGUGGCCGAGAAGCUGACCGAUUUGCAGAAGGCGGUCGGCCCGGAGAUCACCAAAGUUGACCUCGUGUCGGCCUUCCAGUUUCUGCUGAAGGACAGUGAGGCCGAAGUCCGCGCCUCGGCCGCCACCAAGGUGACGGAAUUUUGCCUGAAUCUCGACAAGGCCGCCCAAGAGCAGAUCAUCAUGUCGUCAAUCCUGCCGUGCGUGAAGGAGCUAGUGGCCGACUCGAACCAGCACGUCAAGUCGGCUCUGGCCUCCGUCAUCAUGGGCCUGAGUCCGAUCGUUGGCCGGAACAACACGAUCGAGCAUCUGCUGCCACUGUUCCUGGUGCAGCUGAAGGACGAGUGGCCCGAGGUGCGCCUCAACAUCAUCUCGACGCUCGAGUGCAUCAACGAUGUGAUCGGUAUUCAGCAACUGUCGCAAUCGCUUCUGCCGGCCAUCGUCGAACUAGCCGAGGACAGCAAGUGGCGCGUCCGGUUGGCCAUUAUCGAGUACAUGCCACUGUUGGCCGGCCAGCUGGGUCAGGAGUUCUUCAAUCAGAAGCUGCGCGAUCUGUGCUUCAACUGGUUGAACGAUCACGUGUACGCCAUUCGCGAGGCCGCCACACUGAACAUGAAGAAGAUCGUGCAAACGUUUGGGACGCAGUGGGCCGAGACGAAUAUCAUCAAUCAGAUUUUGGUCAUGUACAAAAACAGCAACUAUUUGCACCGAAUGACUUGUCUGUUUUGCAUUAAUGCGCUGGCCGAUGUGUGCGAUGCCGAUAUUAUCGAACGGCUUUUCCUGCCGACCAUCAAAGUAUUAUCGAUCGAUCCGGUGGCGAACGUGCGGUUCAAUGUGGCGAAAACGCUACAGAAACUGUCCCCAUUCCUCGACCAGGCUGCCAUCGACGAGCACGUAAAGCCGAUCCUGGAAAAGCUUAACACCGACACGGACGUUGACGUAAAGUACUUUGCAUCGGAAGCGAUGGUUGGCAUUGCUGCAGCCUAAGUUCAUGGUUCACGGGUGAUCACUAGUACCAACAGCGCAGCGCUCCCGAGAGGUAUCUCUGUUCAACAGGGAAGAAUUGAAGGACAUGGCAAGAGAAGGGGGCUUUAUAACGGCAGCACGCAGAGCUCCAACAACAUCAAACACGCUCAAUCCCCCAUUAGUUUAUUCGGUUUUCGGUUGAUCCAGCAUGAGGCAUUGCGCGUAUUGUUUGAUUUUCCGUUUAAGAAAAUCGCCUACUUAGAGAAGCGUUCACCCAUCUCGAAGAAACCUGGUGACGAAACCUGCUGCUUCUCAGUUGUGUCUUUAAUUCGUAGAAGUUUGAAGUUUGAGUUUGCAGUGGCAAAAAAUCAUAAAUCAUAUAAUAAGAGUUCACACGGGAGACGAGGAAAUCAUAUCUUGUGACCGAUUAAAUCUUGUUCUACGGACAUUUUAGGUUCGAUACAACAUUGGAACCCCCCUUUUUAUCCCCUUUACAUUAUUUGGGAUUGUGUACCGUAUGAGUAAAUGAUGAGAACAAUGUAAAUCCUUCAUGGAAGCGUUUGUUAACCUUCGCAUUUGCAAAGUCAAGCCUGUUUUACACAGACGAGAGGAAUGAAAUACACUAAACGAACGCGCAUAAAAGGAGCAGAGAUCACAUAACACGUUACGAAAAUAAAGGAAUGGCCGCAUCGCUCUUCGCUCUUUUGGGUUGUUCGUUCGGCGGAAGUCUGCUAACUUCUACAAAACUUUCUUCUUAGUACCGCCUAAGUUUAAUCUAUACCUAAACAUAAAUAUAAAUAAAAUGUAUUUCUGGAGAUGAGUUCUGGCGCAGAAACGGAAAUGUAACUUAUCGUGUAAGGAUAACACAAACACAGGAAAUCAUCAACACCUGCGAACACAAACUCACGCCGUCGUGUAGAGGGAGAAAAG